Messenger RNA from Prorocentrum cordatum, 677 nucleotides. The record is from the annotation of a GenBank genome assembly. Lineage: Eukaryota; Dinophyceae; Prorocentrales; Prorocentraceae.
AUGACCGAAGGGCAGCGGCAGAAGGAUGCCGAGGCACUGCUUCUCCUAGGUUUUGCCGUGGAGAUCGCUAUGAUACAGGUCGAGGGCGGCCGCAAGUUCGCUUUUGAGCACCCCUCAGCGGAGUUUGCGAGGCGAGAUGCCAUUCGCCGGCAUGCUCGCAAGGAGCUGUUUGAGAGUUCCAGUUUAAAGAAGUUGGCCAGCGCUGUCAAGGCGCCCACCCAUCGGGACAAGCAUUUUGUGCCAGGACAGUGGGUCUACGUGUGGCGCAGAGCGCCAAAGGGGGGACAAAAGACCUACGCCUUACAAAAGGACAGGUGGAGAGAGCACAUAGGUCCUUUCGUCGCCAUCUUAAAGGACGAGUGCCAGGUUCUUGGGGAGCCACAGUCCGGGAACCUGAGCGUGGUCGACGCAAUGGGUAUAUACGACACGCUCUCAAAGCUCACGGCGGGGUCCAAGUCGGACCGGCGGGCAGCCAUAGACUUAGCGGUGGUCAGGACAUCUAUGGAGAAAAUCGGAAGCGCGAUCCGGUGGAUGCCGCAUCCGCUGAUGCCUGUAGACUGUAUGACCAAAUCGGAUCUAGCCAAGACUAAUGCCGCUCAGUUGACCAUGCUCAAGUCAGGCAUGCUUCGCCUAUCGGCGGAGGAGUCCGCUAUCCAGGAAAGAAAAGAGGACCCCAG